GUUACAGAUCAUGUACGAGAGUUCACCUGCGGGAAGUUAUAUUACCGUACGUUUUAUUUGGAUAGCCAACGUGAUUCGCUCUACGUGGGAGCAAUGGAUCGCGUCUUUCGUCUAAAUUUGAGCAACAUCAACCAGUCGAGCUGCGAGAGAGACGCUUUAAUCUUGGAACCGAGUCAUGUGGCGAACUGCGUUUCCAAAGGAAAAUCUGAGCACUUCGACUGCCGCAACCACAUUCGUGUCAUCCAACCCGUCGGCGACGGCACCAGACUGUACCUCUGCGGAACAAACGCCCACAACCCCAAAGAUUGGGUCGUUCACUCGAACCUAACGCAUCUGGGCCGAAACACUUUCGUUCCGGGAAUUGGAAUGGGAAUAGCAAAGUGUCCAUACGAUCCUGCCGAUAACUCGACCGCGGUAUGGGUGGAAAAGGGAAAUCCUGGCGAUCUUCCCGGGUUGUAUUCUGGUACGAAUGCCGAAUUUACGAAGGCGGACACGGUCAUCUUCAGGACGGAUCUGCAUAACCUGACGACCGGCAGAAGAGAGUACAGCUUUAAACGGACCUUGAAGUACGACUCAAAGUGGCUGGAUAGUAAGUGA
This is a messenger RNA of Photinus pyralis (common eastern firefly), 597 nucleotides long. Its product is annotated as semaphorin-2A-like. The coding region runs from base 94 to 597 and encodes 167 amino acids. The record is from RefSeq and is a predicted model, not a curated record. Gene Ontology annotation, molecular function: semaphorin receptor binding; chemorepellent activity. Gene Ontology annotation, biological process: neural crest cell migration; semaphorin-plexin signaling pathway; positive regulation of cell migration. Lineage: Eukaryota; Metazoa; Arthropoda; Insecta; Coleoptera; Lampyridae. The transcript has 5 exons.